AUGAAGAAGAAGAAGAAAGAAGACGAGGACGACGACAGAGAGACUUCUUUAUUCAAUCCUAGGGGUAUCGAUGCAAAAAAUGCGCCUAAGAUAGAGCGAACGUUUCCGACGGUGAUGGAAAAGAAACGAGGACGAAUAGUCUCCGUGUCCGGAUUCUCGAGCGAGUGUGAGGACGUUUUGCACGAGGCGAGAGCGAGAGCGAGAAAGUUUGACGAUACGAGUAACAACAAGAAUAACGAGCUGGAAAAGAAACGAGCGUUCGUUUUGAGAGAGAGUGUACUCGGUGCAGAAGAGGAAAAGGAAAAGGAACGAAUUCAAUUCCCGCUGACCACCAUCGGGGAGGAUUUUUCGAUUGGGCAGUCGAACGCGAAGAAAGAGGGAAAGGCGAUGAAAGUGCGAGGACAGAGAAACGAGUGCUUAGAAAACACGAACUCGCAGGCGCAGAUAACCACGACCAUGUCCAUGAUGAAAUGGCACACGAAAGUUAUGCCGCCUCGAUUGAGAAGGGAGAUUGAUUUAGCGAGCGUCGCGAGGCAUCCGGUGAGGGCGAAGAGAAGAGGGAGAGAAGAAGACAAAGACAAAGAAGACGCGAAGAAGACAAAGAAAAAAAAGAGUGAAAAAAGUAAGAGUAACGUUAUUCUCCACGUGGAAGUGUACGAUAAUUGGCAGUUUGUGAGGUAUCCGAAACUGAAUUGCGAGGUUUUAGUGCACGGCGAUACCCGAUUGACGCAGUUGAAAGACGAGAUUGAGUGUUUGGCAGAUUACAGGCAAGCGGCGGUCAAUCACGGGUUGGUAAACGAUUUGAGAAAAAAGAGCGACGAUGAUAACGGCACUGGGAAGAAGCGAAAGGAGAAAGAGAAAGCGAGGAGUAGCAAACACAUCGGAUACAAAGAAGCGAACGAGGCGAACGAGAGCGGAUUUUUCUUCAUCGAGAAUGUGUUUUACGACGAUUUGAGGAGCAAGAACAGCGUCAGUUUAUCGAAAGGUAUCGUGGACGCGUCGAAGAAGUGUUUCAUUCGAUGUCCUGGGAUGAAAUUGGACGAUAGCGAUGAAGAUCAAGGAGGCGAAGAAGAAAACGGAAAGGGAAAGGGAAAAGAAAACGGCGCGUCAAUAAAGAAAAAGACAAAGGAGAAAAUCAAACCGUCCAAUUUUACGAGCCGCGACAUGCGCGAGACAACGUUUAGCGAUUUAGAAAUCAUCCCGGGAAAAUCGUAUUUGUACAGACAUCAAGGAUCGUGCGAUCACAUCCUUCGGUUUCGCGACGUGCGAGUGGCAAACAUGGACUUGGAAACCGCGAAACUCUCAGGCGAACACUAUCCAAUCGUCAUCUCGGAAGCCAGGAAGAUGCGGAAACCGUGCAUGUGCUGCGAGAUUCACGACGCGACUACGACGGCGUAUGGCGAUAAUAUGGCGGUAUGUUCGCCAUUCUUUUGGUGCGAUUCGUGUUUUAAUGCCGCGCAUCCAACCGAAGAAGAGAAGAAAGGGACGGAAACGUACCCGUACUUUUUUGAAUAG
Bathycoccus prasinos is the source of this 1515-nucleotide messenger RNA. RefSeq lists its product with no specific name. NCBI's taxonomy places the organism in Eukaryota, Viridiplantae, Chlorophyta, Mamiellophyceae, Mamiellales, Bathycoccaceae. Gene Ontology annotation, biological process: snRNA transcription by RNA polymerase II; snRNA transcription by RNA polymerase III. Gene Ontology annotation, cellular component: snRNA-activating protein complex. The transcript has a single exon. Gene Ontology annotation, molecular function: bent DNA binding; RNA polymerase II cis-regulatory region sequence-specific DNA binding; core promoter sequence-specific DNA binding. The record is from RefSeq and is a predicted model, not a curated record. Bases 1 to 1515 code for a protein of 504 amino acids.